Messenger RNA from Peromyscus californicus insignis, 6262 nucleotides. RefSeq names its product F-box protein 42 (gene Fbxo42). The record is from RefSeq and is a predicted model, not a curated record. The coding region runs from base 343 to 2496 and encodes 717 amino acids. NCBI's taxonomy places the organism in Eukaryota, Metazoa, Chordata, Mammalia, Rodentia, Cricetidae. Gene Ontology annotation, molecular function: protein binding. The transcript is spliced from 11 exons.
UUGAGCAGCAGCGGCGGCGGCGGUGGCGGCGGCGGCGGCGGCAUCAGGGACGGCGGCGGCGGUGGCCGCCGCGGCGUUUGAGUGGAGGAAGAUGGCGGCUCCGGGCGGCCCCGGGUCCCGCCAGCUGUGAAGAUUCCCCGAGCACGGCAAGCACCGGUCUGAGGCAGAGCAGCCGUGCUCUGGCCCUGGCUCUGGCUCCUUCGCCAUCGUCGCCGGAGACGCGAAGCCGAGAGCGCGGAGCGGGCUGGGCCAGGUCUAUUGAGUUGACUUCAGAUUGUGAAUUUCCCAAAGACCAUCACUGGGGAAAAGGAAGAGGUCUGACACUGCUUCAAGUGGGAUGUCAUGGCCAGCUCCUCUGACAGUGAAGAUGACAGUUUCAUGGCUGUGGACCAAGAAGAAACUGUGCUGGAAGGGACAAUGGAGCAAGAGGAGGAACCCCACCCAGUGUUGGGAGUUGAAGAAACAAGACAUAAUAGGUCCAUGUCUGAGCUGCCAGAAGAGGUUUUGGAGUAUAUUCUGUCCUUCCUUUCACCGUAUCAGGAACACAAAACUGCAGCUCUGGUCUGCAAACAGUGGUAUCGGCUUAUCAAAGGUGUAGCCCACCAGUGUUACCAUGGUUUCAUGAAGGCUGUCCAGGAAGGAAACAUUCAGUGGGAGAGCAGGACUUACCCUUAUCCCGGAACCCCCAUCACUCAACGGUUCUCCCACAGUGCGUGCUAUUACGAUGCCAAUCAGUCUAUGUAUGUCUUUGGAGGCUGCACCCAGAGCAGUUGCAAUGCCGCCUUCAAUGACCUCUGGAGACUCGACCUAAAUAGCAAAGAGUGGAUUCGCCCAUUGGCCUCAGGGUCCUAUCCUUCCCCCAAAGCUGGAGCCACACUAGUCGUGUAUAAGGACUUGCUAGUGCUAUUUGGUGGCUGGACAAGGCCAAGUCCCUAUCCCUUACACCAACCAGAGAGAUUCUUUGAUGAAAUCCACACAUACUCACCAUCUAAAAAUUGGUGGAACUGCAUUGUCACCACCCAUGGGCCUCCUCCCAUGGCUGGCCACUCCUCCUGUGUGAUAGGUGACAAAAUGAUUGUCUUUGGUGGCUCUCUAGGAUCCCGGCAAAUGAGCAAUGAAGUCUGGGUCCUUGACCUGGAGCAGUGGGCGUGGUCCAAGCCGAACAUCUCUGGCCCCAGUCCUCAUCCACGAGGUGGCCAGUCUCAGAUUGUUAUAGAUGAUGCAACUAUCCUAAUCCUUGGCGGUUGUGGCGGUCCCAAUGCUCUGUUCAAAGAUGCCUGGCUGCUGCACACGCACCCAGGUCCCUGGGCCUGGCAGCCACUCAAGGUAGAAAAUGAAGACCACGGUGCCCCGGAACUGUGGUGCCAUCCAGCCUGCCGGGUGGGACAGUGUGUGGUGGUCUUCAGCCAGGCUCCUAGUGGGAGAGCACCACUCAGCCCCAGUUUGAACUCUCGCCCAUCACCUAUCAGUGCCACUCCUCCAGCCCUGGUUCCGGAAACCCGAGAAUACCGCUCCCAGUCCCCAGUGAGGAGUAUGGAUGAAGCUCCUUGUGUUAAUGGCCGCUGGGGAACACUGAGGCCCAGGGCUCAAAGGCAGACUCCCUCAGGUUCCCGGGAAGGGAGCCUCUCCCCAGCCAGAGGAGAUGGCUCUCCCAUCCUCAAUGGUGGAACCUUGUCUCCAGGAACAGCAGCUGUCGGGGGUGCUUCCUUAGACAGCCCUGUACAGGUGGUAUCUCCGGGCACUCCAUCUGCCUCUGAAGGAUAUGACCUAAAAAUGGGACUUUCUCUAGCCCCCCGACGAGGGUCUCUGCCAGAUCAGAAGGACCUGAGGUUAAGUUCCAUUGAUCUGAAUUGGGACCUGAAGUCCGCUUCCAGUAGUAGUCAUGUGGAUGGUCCAGACAGCAGGACAGUUGCAGGGAGUGUGAGACACCCUCCAGAACAGACCAAUGGUGUUCAUACCCCACCACAUGUGGCCAGUGCCCUUGCAGGGGCUGUAUCCCCCAGUGCCCUGCGUCGGAGUUUGGAAGCCAUCAAAGCAAUGUCAUCCAAAGGCCCCUCAGCCUCGGCCGCACUAAGUCCUCCUCUUGGGUCUUCUCCAAGCUCCCCUGGGAGUCAGAACCUGAGCAGUGGAGAAACAGUACCCAUUCCCCGCCCAGGACCAGCCCAGGGAGAUGGACAUUCCUUACCCCCCAUUGCCCGACGCCUGGGCCACCACCCUCCACAGUCCCUCAAUGUUGGCAAACCCUUGUACCAGAGUAUGAACUGCAAGCCCAUGCAGAUGUAUGUGCUGGACAUUAAAGACACCAAGGAGAAAGGCCGGGUCAAAUGGAAAGUAUUUACUAGCAGUUCUGUGGUCGGACCUCCUGAAACCAGCCUGCACACAGUGGUACAGGGCCGAGGAGAGCUUAUCAUAUUUGGAGGGCUCAUGGACAAGAAGCAGAAUGUGAAGUACUAUCCAAAAACAAACGCCUUGUACUUUGUGCGAGCAAAGAGAUAAUGUGUUCAAAGUCCUUUCCUUUCUGUGGCUUUUCAUUUGGAAUUUUCCAGUGUACAAGCAUUUGGACUGAGACUUGGGAAAACAACGUGCUCCCGCAAACCAAAACUCCAAUUCCACGCCUAACUCACUCCAGGCUGGGGUCAAAUCUCCAUUAAGGAAAAGAUUAUAUAUAAAUAUAUACAGAUAUAUUAUAUAGCCAACUCUGUUUACAAAUAAAGGUGAGAUCUCCGUCCUGGUUCAGAUCAGCUGUUGCUGUCUUAGCGGAGGCUGUGCUGGCCUCUUCUGCUCUGCGAUAACCGGACCAGGAAGUGAGGGACAGACUGACAACAGUAACUUCCCACAAGAAGCAAGCUGAAGAGCCCCGUGAUCUUUCUGUGGCCUUCUCAGACAGGACCCCAAGGAAGAGGCUUCAGACGCUGUGCUGCAGGAUCCAAGUCCCUUACAGAACACAGUUCUUCCCUGUCCUGUUUAGACCACAUAGGACCUGUGACAGCUCUGCAGAAGCAGCCUGUGCCUGGUCCUUCUGUGAUCCAGAGACAUCACCCAACAAGAAAUAACACUGUUACCUGUAUGCUGGAGUCACGGUGAAACAAUGUUUAUAGAGCCGCCAUCCGUCUGCCUCCUUCCUGUCCGUUGGUCUUUUGAGUUCUCCCUAUAUGUCUCAGCAAACAUGCAGUGUCUGAUUAUGGGAUUUUCUGACAAUCGUGUUUGGUUGCAAGUUGCCAAAAAACCAUAUUCUUUUCCUUUUAGAAUUGGGUCCUCAGAGGCCUCUUUUCGGUCUGUAGGCUGCCCCCUGUCCUUUGGUGGUUUGCUUUGGUUCGGGAUGUUUCACUUUUUGUUUUGUUUUGGGCAUCUGACCUUUUUUAAAAAGCAUCUGUUGCUCUUGCUUCUCUUACAAAGCUCCAGUGUCUAUGGAGUCGAUGUUCUCGAGCCUUCCAUCGCCAGGGGCCAGUAUCCACCGCAAUGUCGGGGCACACACCUGUGACCCUCACACUCGAGCAAAGGCAGGAUGAUGGGGCUAGCCUGGGUUAUAUGAUGAGACCCUGUCUCAACAAAACAAAGUAAAAUUAAAAUGCCAGUAUCGUUUUUUUAAAAAAAAAUCUCUGAAGCAUCAAAAGAUACCUCUUCCUCCCUCGCCCCACUCCACUCCCCCAAGGCAGGGUCUCACUAUGUAGCUCACAGAGAUCCUCCUGCCUCUGCCUCCCAAGUGCUUUGAGGAAAGGCAUGUGCCACCAGGCCCAGCUCAGAAGAUUGCUUUUUCUGUUUCUUUUAUCUCCACAUUACACUGGGCACACCUAUCCCUAUUAGUAGAAUGUAGGAGUUGAUCUUACAAGGGAAUCUGGGAGCAGUUCCUUCCAGAAAUGGUCUUACUGUGACACACCUUGCUGUGCUGUUGACAAGUGGCUGGUUUGAGAACCAUGUCCUUGACCUUGGAGAUCCAUGUUGACCUGGGAGCAGCUCCGUCCCUCAUGUUGUCUUUUUCUUUUGUCCUUCAAACAGGGCUUCGGUUUGUACUUUCACUCAUUUCCUAGAUAAAGUACAGGCACCCAGGAGAGUGUUGAUUUUGUUCAGAGGACAACGCUGGAAAUUACUAGUCUUUAAACAGUAGCCUGGACAUAGGAGACAUCAGAAUAAGAGUAUUUUAAAUGGCUGUGCAACUGUGGAUUUGGGUGGUUUCUCAUCAGUGGUAAAGGAUUUUUAUUUUGCCUUUAAAACCAAAAUUGAAACAACAAAGAGUGUGUUCCCGAGCCCCUCUCUCUCCCUUUCUCUUGUCUCCCAGGCACAAGGCCCUUGCUGCUGGCCCGGGUCCUGGCUCUCAGCCAGCACUCUGCAUGUCGGACAAGGGCCUCCUGCUUCGUGCUCGGGCCUCCCUUCGCCUUCCCUCCUUUGCUCUGAUGGUCCUGGCAGGAAAGUCUCCCUGUGGAAGCCCAGGAAGGGCCGGCUCUCGAGGAGAGGCAUGUGCUCUGGAGCUGCUCCCGGAACACCCCUGUGCCUACUUCCUGUGUCCCACCGCUCCAGCUCCCUGCCCUGUUGCUUCCGACAGUCCUUUGGCCAAGACUGUUUGGUCCUGUGGGGCCCUGACAUAGAGGCAAGGCCAGCAGACGAGCAGCCUGGUGUCACUGACCCUGGCUGUGGUGUGCUUGCAUGUGGACGGUGCCUGUGGACUUGCUUUCUACUUAAACAUCGAGUAGUCAGACACUUGGAAGUUCAGAAGCUCCACUUUGUAGUCUUUCUGUUUCCCUUGUGGCCUUCCAAAGCUGGCUGUCAACUGUUGAUUCUUCUGCUUUUCCCAAGUAGGCAGAUAACAGAAACGUUAACCUCUUAGAACUCCGGGGUCCUGGGGCUGCCCUCACUGCCGAGAGCCAGGUGUCUACAGUCCCUCCCGAGAAAACAACGAGCUUUGCCUGCACACAGCAGGGUAGGACUUGGUGGUCCCUGAGCACUGUGGAUGUGUGCUGUGGGAAAGUGACUCGGCAGUGAAGAUGGUGGUCUCAGCCGCGUGAGACUGUGUGUGUGGCAGGACUUGCGGUGUCUCCACAGAGGGCAGCGUUCCCACAGCACUGUCAGUUCAGAUUUAACCACAACUCCUUUUGUUGACACGAUACCAAUUUUGUCUUAAAAUUCGCUGAGAGACAUGAGACAAAAUAUUUUGUUUGAACCCUCAGGAGCACCUAAAGCAAAUAUUUAUCAGUAUUUAAGUAUUUAAAAAUACAUCUUGUUUCUACUUGAAGCUUUAACCCUUUCCAUUCCUGCAAGUGUGCCUUUGAGAGCCCUUGGUCAUAUUAACUGCAGUUACUUUGCUGGCCUCGUGUGAGCGUUCUGGGCACUGCUCUGCUCCUGCACAGAGCUUCCUGUUCAUUAUCCCACACCAUGCAGCAGAGAGCAUUUGUUUUCAUUCCCCUGUCCGCCUUUCUUCCUUGCUUGGGGUGAACAGGUCACAACCCCACCUCCCCCCACAUUGUGGGAGCACCAAUAAGGUAUAGAAACAAACGUCAACUUUGUUUAAGAUAAUGUUGGGGUGUGCUCUCCUCCCAGCCCUCUGUGGCUUGAUUGAUUUUAAGGUUUGAGCAAUAGCGAGAACUGAAGCCAUGAACUGUGGAAGAGCGCCUUGGAGCCCCUUAAAAUGCAGAAGAGGAGAGGAAGGGGCGUUGCAGGAAGGCUCAACUUUGAAGGACAGAAAGUCACUGACAGCGGAACAAGGGGGCCUCCCUUCCUUUACCAUUCUUUCUAGGUUUAUUCUGCUUUGCUUUUUCCCUUCUUCGAAGUGAAUCACCUGCUUGGUCUGUCCAUCUGUCUGUCCUUGUCCUCAUGGUGACCCCAGCAUGGUGACGGACUCUGUUAUCUGUAGUCUCACCAGCGCAGAGGACGGUGGGAAGAUCUGAAGGGGCCGGGGCCAGGAAGCCUGGCCUCAGUACUUCAUAAGGCAUGAUCUGCUGUCACCAGCAGGUGACACCACCGUCCUUGUGAAUGAAAGCCAGCCUCAUCAGCUCCACUGUGCUCGCUCUGCUCGCCUGCCCCCUCCUACUAACCAGGGCUCAUGUCAGUGUGCACCCACCGUGCCCUGGCGAAGCUGGUGCUGUGAGUGAUGUUUCCCAUACAACUCAGGGGUGCUGGGUGGCUCACCCUGAAAGUCAUUGUAGGCACAUCACAGUGUAGGAAUGAAAAUGGAACCCAUGGAUAUUUAAAUCUGUCAAUCUCAUUUUUGUUAAUGUUUUCCCCUGAUGACUUUUUAGCAGUUUAACAAAUAAAACAAAAAUGCACUGAA